UCUAGUACCGUCCUCACAUAUACGUCCCUCUCUUCUCUUCUUUGCUCCCUCGCAGAAGAGAGAGAAACUCUCACUUUCAAUCUCCUUUCUCUCUCUAGAAACCCCCCAAAAAGAUUCAAUUUUUUACAUUUAAAAAACUUAAAUUUUCUCUCUUUUUUUUUUUAAUCUUUCAGAUAUUCAGAUUCAGCGUUUUUACGUAUCGCUGAGUUAUUUGUUCUUUUUUGAAUCGGUCGGCAGAGAUUGAAUCUCACGUGAUAAGAUCUAGGUAUGCAGCAAGGUGAUCAAACGGUGUUGAGUUUAAGACCUGGUGGUGGUCGAGGGAACAGACUUUUUGGUGGUCCUUCGUCAUCUUCGGCGUCAUCAUCAUCCUCGUCUUCUUCAUUAGCAUUUGGUUCCUUUUCUUCUGAUCUUCCUCUAUUUCGUUCCCAUGGCGGUGGCGGUGCUUCUUCUCUUAAGGCUGGAGACUCACGUUUUGAGGGUCGUGAACGUGUGCGGUACACUAGGGACCAACUUCUACAGCUUAGAGAGGCUGUAAAAGUUGCUGAUGAGAUUCUUAAAAUCAAACAAGAUUUUGAAGUGGAGCUCUUCGGUGAAGAUAAAAGCUGGAGUCGUGGAGAAAGCAAUCCUCCAAAUUAUAGUCAGAACCGCUACUCUGAACCUGACAACCGUGAUUGGUUUAGCCGUUCAGCACAGUUUCCUCCGGCUGGAGAUGAAAGGUCCCGGGAAUUGCUUCGGGGUAGAGAUUUGGGGAACCGAUUCGAUUCCAGACAACAAGAAACUAAUAAGUUUAAUCGCCAAGAACAAUUCAACCCUCAAUUUUCAAGGGCACAAAACUCUUCUACCCAAGGGGGAGGAUCUACUCCAGCUUUGGUUAAGGCUGAGGUUCCAUGGUCGGCUAAAAGGGGGAAUCUUUCAGAGAAAGAUCGUGUACUAAAGAGUGUUAAAGGGAUAUUGAACAAGCUGACUCCUGAGAAGUAUGAUCUUCUGAAGGGUCAACUUAUUGAUUCUGGUAUCACAUCAGCUGAUAUCUUGAAGGGUGUUAUUUCUCUAAUAUUUGAGAAGGCUGUUCUGGAACCGACGUUUUGCCCUAUGUAUUCUCUCCUAUGUUCUGAUCUUAAUGAUAAGCUGCCCUCAUUCCCAUCUGAUGAACCUGGUGGAAAAGAUAUUACAUUUAAGCGAGUCCUCUUGAAUAACUGCCAGGAGGCAUUUGAAGGAGCUGACAAGCUUAGGGAAGAAGUGAGGCUUAUGACUGCCCCUGAGCAAGAGAUGGAUCGUAGAGAUAAAGAAAGGAUGGCCAAGCUCCGCACUUUGGGUAAUAUUCGUUUAAUUGGCGAGCUUCUGAAGCAGAAAAUGGUACCUGAGAAGAUAGUCCAUCACAUUGUACAGGAACUUUUGGGCCAUGACAGUAGAGCUUGCCCUGCAGAGGAGAAUGUUGAGGCCAUUUGUCAGUUCUUCAACACUAUUGGUAAGCAACUUGAUGAGAGCCCAAAAUCGCGGCGAAUUAAUGAUACAUACUUCAGCAGAUUGAAGGAAUUGACUACAAAUCCUCUGCUUGCUCCAAGGUUGAGAUUUAUGGUUCGUGAUGUUCUUGAUCUUCGUGCAAACAAAUGGGUUCCCAGACGGGAGGAGGUGAAAGCCAAAACAAUUACGGAAAUUCAUUCUGAGGCUGAAAAGAAUCUUGGGCUGCGUCCAGGUGCUACUGCAAGUAUUAGAAAUAGUCGUGUUGUUCCAGUUGGUUCUGUGAGUCCUGGUCCUGGGGGAUUUCCUAUCACUCGCCCCGGUACUGGAGGUUUGAUGCCUGGAAUGCCAGGAACCCGGAGAAUGCCUGGUAUGCCUGGAGUGGACAAUGAUAAUUGGGAAGUUCCUAGGGGUCGGUCAAUGCCGAGGGGUGAUGCACAAAGCCUGCCUGUAGGGCGUGGCCAGUCACCAUCAAUCCAUAAAUCUUCAAUGAAUCCAAGGCUGUUGCCUCAAGGUAGUGGUGACCUUAUGAGCGGCAGGACAAGUGCCCUAUUGCAGGGAAGUUCAACCCCUCCUGCUUGGCAAUCCAACACUAGUUUGGGUGCCGAGCCUAUGGCACAACCUUCUGUUUCUGCUAAACCUGUGCCUGUGGCUGCUGUGUCUCCAAUCACGGAGAAAUCUCCGGCCCCAGCUGCAAUACUAAAUCCAGAUGAUCUUCAGAGAAAAAUACGAGCGCUGUUGGAUGAGUAUUUCAACGUUAGGCUGCUUGAUGAAGCUUUGCUGUGCGUGGAGGAACUAAAAUCUCCAUCACACCACCCUGAGGUUGUGAAAGAAGCGAUUUCAAUUGCCUUGGACAAAAGCCCACCAUGCGUCGAGCCAGUCUGGAAACUUCUUGAAUACUUGUUUACAAAGAAAGUUUUUACUGCAAGAGACAUUGGGACCGGAUGCCUCCUCUACGGUGCCUUGCUGGAUGACAUUGCCAUUGACUUACCGAAAGCACCAAAUAAUUUUGGAGAAAUAAUCGGGAGACUCAUUUUGGCUGGGGGACUAGAUUUUAAAGUGGUUAAGGAAAUCCUUAAGAAAAUGGAGGAUGACCUAUAUCAGAAAGCUGUAUUCGACGCAGCAAUGAAGACCAUUAGCUUGAAUCCAUCUGGGCAAGGCCUGCUCGAUGCAUCAGCCUCCGAGGUCGAGGCCUGUCAGAAUCUAUUCUAAGUUUUGCAUGCUACUUAUUAUUGUUGUUCUGUAUCGGCAAGGACUUGUAUUAUUUGAUAAAGUUGCAGCUGCCAAGGACAGGUAAAAUUUUCUCGAGUUGUAUAAUUUUUUUUUUCAAGGUCAUCAUCAGCAGUGUGUUUAUUGAGAAAAAAAAGGACAACAAAGCAUAGUACCAUGGAUUUGCCUUGCCUACAAUCAUCGUCAAGAUGUCAUUUAUACUAAUUUUGAUACUAUGUUCUUGCACUUUCUUAAGUGUAAAAGCAUUUAAUUAAUAAUAAUAGUAGAAUCUAAAAUGUUUGUUUC
Messenger RNA from Gossypium raimondii (Peruvian cotton), 2973 nucleotides. RefSeq names its product eukaryotic translation initiation factor. NCBI's taxonomy places the organism in Eukaryota, Viridiplantae, Streptophyta, Magnoliopsida, Malvales, Malvaceae. The transcript is spliced from 9 exons. Gene Ontology annotation, cellular component: eukaryotic translation initiation factor 4F complex. The record is from RefSeq and is a predicted model, not a curated record. Bases 268 to 2670 code for a protein of 800 amino acids. Gene Ontology annotation, molecular function: protein binding; translation initiation factor activity; mRNA binding.